Diabrotica virgifera virgifera (western corn rootworm) is the source of this 1003-nucleotide messenger RNA. It is a transcript of the gene H2.0, whose product is annotated as homeobox protein DBX1-B. Gene Ontology annotation, molecular function: sequence-specific DNA binding; DNA-binding transcription factor activity, RNA polymerase II-specific. The record is from RefSeq and is a predicted model, not a curated record. NCBI's taxonomy places the organism in Eukaryota, Metazoa, Arthropoda, Insecta, Coleoptera, Chrysomelidae. The transcript is spliced from 4 exons. The coding region runs from base 239 to 919 and encodes 226 amino acids. Gene Ontology annotation, biological process: regulation of DNA-templated transcription.
UUAGCUUCUUUUCUUGUGGACCACCUAUAGGACCGCAUUAGCUGUUAAUAAGGGAAUUAACGUGGUGUCGGAAGUAAGCUUUUUUAUCUGAGUGUGUUUAUACUGUUCAGUGAUACAUGUAUUUUGGUUUAAAAAAUUGUAUGUUAACAUUUUGUGGAUUUAGGUUUGAGAUGAACUAUGAUUGUGAAUAAGUUUAGCGAUUUAAGGCAAAGUAAGAACAGAUGCACCUUCUGAAACCAUGGACACUCUCCAAAACAACCUCUUAUUAAAAAUACCAGCAUCAGAAAAACAACCUAUAAAACUAAAAUUUGGAAUAGAUCAACUUCUCUCCAAUGAAAUCCUUCCAACAGAUAAUUAUCCUAAAGGAAUUACAAAACCAACUCCGACAAUCGCGAUUCCAUGUUCUGACUGUGUAUCUUCCAUUUAUCGAUGUUGUAAAGUAGGUUCUUCAGGAUGUUCGCAGAUCAGUGACAUUCCUGAGUACUUGGCGGGACACAUCUUUGGAACCAGCAGUGCAACAGGCGGUUACACCAUGCAACCGAUUCGACCAUUCCCCACAAGGCCAAGUAUCCGAAUAGCUGACGGCCAUUCACCUACACAUUCAUCUACAAACUUAUCAACGUGUUCCUCAAAUCAAAACAAAAGAAAACGUUCUUGGUCCAGAGCUGUGUUCAGUAAUUUACAAAGAAAAGGACUCGAAAGAAGAUUUCAGCUACAGAAGUACAUCACAAAACCUGACAGGAGGCAACUGGCUGCUACACUUGGUUUAACUGAUGCUCAGGUCAAAGUUUGGUUCCAAAAUAGAAGAAUGAAAUGGCGACAUUCUAGAGAAGGACAAAAUGGAGAAAAUACAGCAGCAGAUUCAACGCAAGAAGAAUUACAUAUAGAUGUAGAUACUGUUACAGAUGAUGCUGACUGAUUAAAGGUUAUAUUUAAUAUUUUGGAAUUACUAUUCGAUCGAAUAAAAUUUAUUUUACAAAUAAAAUACUGAAAAUGAUUAUAA